AGGGAGAGAGACCAGGGUAGGCUGAAUAAGCUGUUUGUUUGUCCCUCUGUUGUCCACCGUGGGCUUGCCUUGUGCCUGGCGUCCAGGGUGAUUUCCCUUCACAACGACCACUGCCGCUCUUGCGUUAGUAUUUUCACUGCUGUGAGAGUAGCAUUCAAGGGUGUACUGUGUUUAAUUGCUUGCUCCUCAACGGGCCUCAUUAUGCAGGGAAUGGGAAAGACCGAGCGAGGAGAGCAGGGCCGAGACAUCGACCUGACAUCGCUGAGAUCCACCAUGCCAGCCAGCGGGCCCCUUCAGGGUGGUUCAGCCUCCAACCUGAACAUGAACCUGUAUGCUACUAAGAAAACAGCAGCUGAAGGCAUGCUGGACAUCGCCUUGUUCCUGGCUAACAUUACACACAUGAAGACAGUCAUUGAACAGGGUGCAGGCUACAGGUAUUACGCCGCUGUUCUGACGCUCAUUUCCUUUUCCUUGGCUCUUCAGAUAGUGGCUGGAAUCCUGAUCAUCAUAAUCGCCCGCAGGGACCUUAACGUGGUGUCCAAUCAGAAACGACUCGACUACCUGAACAACGUUGCUACAGGCAUCAUCUUCGCCACCACAGUGAUUAACUUCUUCAUCAGCUUCUUCGGCUCCAAGAGGACCGGAUUCUUCCGCUGGCUGUUGGCUCGACUCCACUUUUGAGACACACAAAACUAUGAAAAUAUAUCCAAGUCAUGCACAGACCCACCAACAUGCUUUGCAGCAGUAUUUCAUCUGUGCAGUAGCAUGACACAUUGGCCUAAGACAAAGUUGGAAAACAAUCCCAUGUGUUCAAACAUUGCAUCUUAAUUCCUAUUCAGACACUUGUCAAAUUUCUCACACUGUAAUCGAACUAAAAUAUUUUUAACUUUAACCAGCUGUCAUUUAAACAUGCAUGGUUUUAUUUGCUCCAAUGACAUGCUUGUGCAAAUAUUGUACUUUUUUAUUGUAGAUGUCUCUACUUUUUCUGUGCAUUUUACAUGUAUUCUUCCCUUCUUUUAUGUGCCUAAUCGGUAAAAGUGUAAAGCUUGUUUUGAUUUUAAAUAUACAUCUUAUUUUAAAACAUCUUUGACA
This is a messenger RNA of Pundamilia nyererei, 1092 nucleotides long. Its product is annotated as ninjurin-2-like. Gene Ontology annotation, biological process: cell adhesion; tissue regeneration. The transcript is spliced from 4 exons. Lineage: Eukaryota; Metazoa; Chordata; Actinopteri; Cichliformes; Cichlidae. Bases 202 to 681 code for a protein of 159 amino acids. The record is from RefSeq and is a predicted model, not a curated record. Gene Ontology annotation, cellular component: membrane.